Lachnellula hyalina is the source of this 816-nucleotide messenger RNA. Its product is annotated as NADPH-dependent 1-acyldihydroxyacetone phosphate reductase. Gene Ontology annotation, cellular component: endoplasmic reticulum; lipid droplet. The record is from RefSeq and is a predicted model, not a curated record. The coding region runs from base 1 to 816 and encodes 271 amino acids. Lineage: Eukaryota; Fungi; Ascomycota; Leotiomycetes; Helotiales; Lachnaceae. The transcript is spliced from 5 exons. Gene Ontology annotation, biological process: phosphatidic acid biosynthetic process; triglyceride catabolic process. Gene Ontology annotation, molecular function: triacylglycerol lipase activity; acylglycerone-phosphate reductase (NADP+) activity.
AUGUCCGCGGCUAAUGGAAGAAAGAGCGUGUUGAUCACGGGCUGUGCACCCGGAGGAAUCGGAAAUGCAAUGGCGAGGGAAUUCCACUCGAAAGGUCUCCAUGUCAUAGCCACGGCCCGAAACCUCGGUCAGAUCACAGAUCUUUCGGAGAUGGGCAUGUCGACGCUUGCGCUGGACGUGACGGAUAGCGCCAGUAUAGAGGCUGCGAAGGUGGACGUGGAGGCGUUGACGGGCGGGGGUUUGGAUAUUCUGGUUAAUAACGCCGGCCGCAACCUCACCCUCCCCGCCCUCGACGUCCCCCUCGACGAAGCGCGCCACACCUUCGAAACAAACUUCUUCUCCAUCAUCGCGCUAACCCAAACAUUCACGCCCCUGCUAAUAUCCUCCUCCCCGUCCCUAAUCCUUAACAUCGGCUCCGUAGCCGCCAUCGUGCCGUAUGCAUUCGGGUCCGUGUACGGCGCGUCCAAGGCGGCGCUGCACUCGUGGUCAAACACGCUGCGCGUGGAGCUGGAGCCGUAUGGAGUGCGCGUCAUGGUUGUGGUAACUGGUGGGGUGAGAAGUCGUAUUGCGAGGACGCACAGGGAGCUGCCGGAAGGGAGUCUGUAUAUGGAUGUUGAGAAGGAGUUUCAGAGGCGGCUGACGCAUAGUCAGGAGGGGGCGAUGGAUGCGGGGGUUUAUGCUGAGAGGGUGGUUAGGGAAGCGUUGAGGGAGUGUCCGAAGAAGUGGUUUUGGGAGGGGAAUAGAGCGAGGUUGAUUAGGAUGUUUGGGCUGGUUAGGUUGAAGCGGUUGGUUAUGGGCGCGAAGAAGGCUGUUUGA